Molecule: messenger RNA, 2807 nt
Organism: Pungitius pungitius (ninespine stickleback)
Lineage: Eukaryota; Metazoa; Chordata; Actinopteri; Perciformes; Gasterosteidae
Product: interferon regulatory factor 2-binding protein 1-like
Exons: 2
Coding region: 349-2130 (593 amino acids)
Biological process (GO): regulation of transcription by RNA polymerase II
Cellular component (GO): nucleus
Molecular function (GO): transcription corepressor activity
Source: RefSeq, a predicted model, not a curated record
UAUUUUAAAACUACACCCCCCGCUAGUGUCGGCAACGUUGUAUUGUUCACAAUGGGGGAAAAACUACAACUCCCACAGUGCCGCGAGGCGCAGUCACGUAGGUGUUUCCGGUGUCUUAUAACAUUUUACUUCCUUCCACACGGGCCGACGCGAACAAAUCGAGAAAGAAGACGUCGCCAACUUUUUAAUGCCGUCGUUAAUGGUCGCGUGUUGAGCACAUUUUGACGUUUAAUUUCCCUCGUGAAAUGCGCGGCGCGCGCGCUUGUGGAGUCUGAGAUUCAAAGAACUCUUGACAGACCGUAACGUGCAGGCCUCAGAAGAAAGUUUGGUCGAGGGCCUGUAAACAACAUGUCCUCCGCCUCGCAGCCUUCCUCCAGACGGCAAUGGUGCUACCUCUGUGAUCUGCCCAAGAUGCCGUGGGCCAUGCUGUGGGAGUUCAGCGAGGCCGUGUGCCGAGGAUGUGUCAACUACGACGGGGCCGACAGAAUAGAGCUCCUCAUCGAGACUGCCAGGCAGCUGAAGAGCACGCACGGAGUGUUGGACGGCCGGUCCCCGGGUCCUCAGCAGGGCAAGCCGAGCUCCUCCGGGCCCCCUGAAGCAGGGCGGCAGCAUGGAGAGCGUAUGGAAAGGGGGAGGGGUGAGUAUGUGGUGUCUUCUCGCCUCCUCAAUGGCCUGCACAGAGCUGAAGAUGUCUCCCUGUCAGAGGCCAGCAGGCAGAGCCCUAACACGCGUCGGGCCAUAGUGGGGGCAGUCCCCAGUCUACAUGGCACCAUAUCCCAUGCAUUGAUUGCUCAGGGGUUAGUAGCGGCUCCUCACGGGCUUUUAGCCCCCAUGUCAGGCUCCAGGUCAGGGGCCACACCAAUUGCUGUCUCGACAGGCUCCAUAAUGGGCGACGCUGGCAGAAGACAGGUUGUGUCCCUGAGUGUGGGACCGAGCACGUCUGCUCUGGUGGGUAUAGAUCCUGCUUUGUGGCGAAACAAUGAAAUGAUGGCAGAACUGAACGAGGUGGCUCGCAACAGGGUCGAAGGCUGGCCUAACCGGCCCAAAGCCGUCCGGGACGUCCUCGUUGCCUUGAGCAGCUGUGUCCCCUUUAACGUGCGCUUCAGGAAAGACCACAAUCUGAUGGGCCGUGUUCUGGCUUUUGAUACCAGCACAACGCCGGAGUUUGAGUUGAAGGUGUUUGCAGAGUACCCUGCCGGCUCUGGGAUGAUCUUCUCGGGAGUCCCGGACCUGGUCAGGCAGAUGUUUCGCGACUCGGCGAAAGAUGCGGGCAAAGCGGUGAACUCUGGGCUGCGCUAUGUGGAAUACGAGAAGCGGCAGGGCACGGGAGACUGGCGUGGGCUUGCGGAGCUGUUAAAUGACGGCGUGCGCAUGUUCAAAGAGCCCCCAAUUCCAGAGGUUCUGCCCCAGCUGGAUGCGGGGUUGCCUGUGGCAACCGCCGGACGCUCUGUUCCGGGUAAGAGCGCGGCUCGACGCCGCAAGGCCUCCCCGGGCUCCGAGAACGGAGAGAACGAAGGGAGGCCCGAUCACCCGGCGAGAGAGCCCUGGCCCCGAGGUGCUUACUCCGGCAUGGAGCCGCUUCCUGGCAUGGCCGCCCCACAAGAAGGCCCGCCCCGUUUACAUAGCCAGCCUUCGCCCAUCUCUGCACUCAUGGGAGUUGCAGACAGCCUGAGCUCCAGCCAGAUGGCCAGGGACAGCCCCGGCAUGUCCACGGCCCACGCCUCGUCAGCGGGGCGUCCCACCAGCGGCAGCCCCUCUGCCGCCUCCACCUCGGCCUCCCAGGCGGCUUCGGGGCAGGGCUUGAGCGCGGCGGGGCAGAGCAGCAACGCCGGCGCCGGGGAUUCCACGAGCAGCGCUCCGGGCACGCUGCUCUGCUGCACACUCUGCCGGGAGCGCUUGGAAGACACCCACUUUGUCCAGUGUCCCUCCGUCCCACACCACAAGUUCUGCUUCCCCUGCACCCGGGGGUUCAUCCGCAGCCAAGGUCAAGGUGGGGAGGUGUACUGCCCCAGCGGAGAGCGCUGUCCCCUGGCCGGGUCCUCCGUGCCGUGGGCCUUCAUGCAGGGAGAGAUCUCCACCAUCCUGGCCGGAGACGGAGAUGUGACGGUAAAGAAGGAGAGCGACCCAUGACCUCUCCCAUCAUCCUGUUGAAAAUGUGGAGCAAACACUUUGAAAGCACUUCCCUAUUAUCUCGAGCAGAGGUCCACUUUGGCUGCAGUUCAUCAUGUGUGCCUCUGAGGAACCCCAGGAGACACCACACACACACACACACACACACGGCUAACUAAAGAUGAGGGACACGCCCGUCUGUCGGGGCCGAGCUGCUGACGUCACAGAUGGACGUCGGGUCCCGGGCUCGCUCUCUCCUCUCCUUCGUUGAAGUGGGGGCCGUUGGCGCUGAGGCCCACGAUAGAAAGCACACGCUUGACGGACGACGGCAAAAUUGAAUUCUUUCUCAGAAAAAUAAAUGAAUGUUCAAAUGUGGCAAAACCAUUGGAUCCUUUAAAGCCAAGGAUGGAGGGAAAAAGAAAUUAAAAAAAUGUAAUCCCACAAUGUCUUAGGUAUUUUCCUCUUGUUGUAUGUCAAAUGUGAAUUUACUUUCAAUACGGCUAUGUAAUUUCUAUUUUUGAUACAACACAAAUUUCUAUGUAUUUGUUUAUAGUGAUAAAAAGACCAAAGAUGGCUUCAUGCUCAAUGUCCUUUUCUUGUAUUGUAGCCGUGUAUGCUGUACUCUGACGACUUUGGCGUCAGUCACUAAUUUGUUCAUCUAUCACAGAUGUAAGCUUGUCUUUGUCUUAUUUACUUUU